Molecule: messenger RNA, 2373 nt
Organism: Podospora bellae-mahoneyi
Lineage: Eukaryota; Fungi; Ascomycota; Sordariomycetes; Sordariales; Podosporaceae
Exons: 3
Coding region: 1-2373 (790 amino acids)
Source: RefSeq, a predicted model, not a curated record
AUGGAACCUAUAACUCCUUACCGUCCAUACCUUUUGCGCCUUUGGUUCUUGGUGGCCCUAGUGCUUGUCACAACAGCCUCUCUGGGACUGGUCGAAUAUUCCCUCCACAAACUUCUGUCAACUGCUGAUCUCAGCAGCGCAGUUGUGGCUGGCUCAGACUACAACUCGACCUCCUCUACACCUUCCUUCUCUCCGUCAGUCGCUCGCAAGACAACCGUAACCCGUACGACACUUGCCUAUAUCAACGCAACAGUGCAGAUACCACAUGCAAAAGCGACCCGAGGUAUGAUGCGCACUGAAACCAAUGAGAAUACACACAUCUCCAAGCGAGCCGGACGCCAGAAUUCCACUAACCCAAGGGUUACCAGAUGGAACCCACGUCCCACACAAAGGCCUUGGAAUCCAGAAAGGAACUCUCCAAAAGACUCGAGCAUAGUGGCAGAAUGUUCAGAACCCCCCAAUCCCCGGGCAUCUGGAGAUUGUGCCAUAAUACUUGACCCCAGUGUAAUGAGUGUACCCGCCUAUAUAAGUCAAAUCGGUUCAGCAUGGGGUGGAUGGGUAAACAUUGGAUUGCCUGCAACAUUGCUCCUUACGCCUCGUCCUACCAAGACUCCUGCACCCACAGCAACUAGCUACCCCGAAAUCGAAACUGAAACAGUGGUGGAAACUCUGACAGUAUAUUAUUCUGAAAGUUAUCUCGACGACAGACCUGUUCCCGACACCGAGGUGGUCUACCCCGAAACCAAGAUUACUACCGAGCUAGCGCUUCCCACCACCGAGACAAUUUUCACCGAUGCAGUUCCUAACAUUCAAGCCGUUCCCAACCCCGAUAUAUCUCCCACUUCCACUCAGUCGGCAGGCAUUAGCACAGUUUUCACUGAGAGGCCAUCCAGCAACGUAAUCCUCAGCAUUCAAACGGUUCCCAACCCCGGAACUAUUCCCAAACAGAUGCAGCCCAAAGCAACAGAAAGCACCAUUAUUUCCGAUUUAGAGGCAAUGGAUAAAAAAGACACCGAAACAAACAGGCUGUUUACCAGCUGGUCACCCACUGUGCACGCCACUGCCCCCCGCAAUGUUCGGCAUUCAGCAUCACUGAAAAACUGGUCAACCUCUGACACGUCCUGGCAGUUACUUACUCCCGCAAAUGCCAUAAGAAUCACUAGUACUUCAACACCGUCAGUACCUACUCUAAGAGGGUCAUCUCAACUGGGUACUCCAGAGUAUUUCAUGUCCACAAGCACUGUUCCAACACCGAGGACCAGGGGCUCGACAACAACUGGCUCACUGGAAUACUCAACAUUCUCAAAGGCCAUAAUAAGCCCCAUCAUCACUUCAUCUGUUUCACCUAAUGAGGAAAGUUCCACAGACGGAAAUGGCUCAUACAUUGUUUAUGUAUUGACACCAGAAGCUUACUUUCUUGGAUCCUUUGCUCCUCUCAUAUUCGCCAUCCUCUUCUAUCUACCGUGGGCCAGUUUAGAUGCAGUUGCAAAGAGAAUGGAGCCGUUUUACCGACUUAGCAGCUCCAAGGGCGCAGUAGCAUCCGAGUCCCUGAACGUUUCCUACGAAAGCCAAGUACCCUUGGUCGGGCAGCUCUGGAAUUCACUUAUCCGAAGACACUGGGUUGUAUCACUCACCUCCUUUCUGGUCAUAUUAUGCCAGGUCUUGAUGGCACUUUCACCUGAAGCAAUCCGAAUAUCUGUGAUAGGGACCGACUGCCGUGCGAACGUCACAUGUCCUGGGGUAUUAAGCGUGUCGACAGCGCCUGCCAGGGCAAUGGAAGCUAUGUUGCUCGUCAUGAUUAUUUGCACUGCUGUGCUUGCAGGGCAGCUUUGGAACCGACGAUCCCAGCUAUACUCGGAACCUUUCAGUCUUGCUGGCACGGCAACUCUGGUGGCGAAUGAUGGCUCCUUCUUGCAGCUAUUUCGGCAGGUGGACUCUCAGUCUCUGACGUCGGAUGGCAAGGGGUUGGAGAAAGCAUUGGGAAAAAACACACGAUACCGCGUCACAGUAUACAAAAAUGAGAGAGGGGCAGCACAAAAUGGCAUUGUUUUGGAGCCACCGCACACGACCUCCCAAGCCUUUCCGGCCACCACAACUCCUGCAUCUGGCGUCAAAUUCCUUCCAGUAAAACGGUCGAAUCCCCUGAUAUUGGAAUUAUGUCUCCUUUUUCUCAUCAUCGUCAUCAUUCUGCCGAUAAUAAUCUGGUAUUAUCUUAACAACGACCAAAACCAUCCGCUUGAGCUAUUCCUGAGCGGCCAGGACUUUGGAGUCAGGUUCCUUUUCGCGGCAAUAGGCAUCCUCAUCGACGAGCUUUGGAAGAACAUUUUUUCAAGUAUGCGUCCCUUCCUUUUCAUGCACUUUUGCCUAUACUAA